Molecule: messenger RNA, 1587 nt
Organism: Momordica charantia (bitter melon)
Lineage: Eukaryota; Viridiplantae; Streptophyta; Magnoliopsida; Cucurbitales; Cucurbitaceae
Product: B3 domain-containing transcription factor VRN1
Molecular function (GO): DNA binding
Source: RefSeq, a predicted model, not a curated record
UCUCUCUCUCUCUGUCGCGCACACAGCGCGGGGUUUUGGGUCCAAGCUUUUUGCCAGAAAUCAAUGGAAAUUGAAUAAGGGUCUGCUAAAAUUCCCAUGGAGAACUGUGUUACAGCCAUGGCGGAGUCAAACGAGCCAGAGGGCGCUCAAUCGUUCCACGAAAGCUCUCCGGCGAGGAGGGCUGGCCUCUUCUACAAGCUGGUGGUGCCCUCCAUUCUCCAAGACAAGAAGCUGAAAAUUCCGAAUAAAUUUGCGAAGAAGUUUGGAGAUGAUCUCUCUGAUCUUGUUACUCUUGUUGUUCCUAAUGGCUAUCGAUGGGUUCUGGGAUUGAAAAGGAGUGGCCGUAGUUUGUGGUUUGAGGAUGGUUGGCAUGAUUUUGUCAAACACCACUGCAUUCAAGUUGGGCAACUCUUGGUCUUCAGAUUUGAAGGGAAUUCCAUUUUCAACUUUUAUAUAUUCAACCUAACUGCUAUUCCAAAUGGUCCAUGUAAUACUUCGAAUACUUCCUUUGAACAAAUCGACGGCGAACAAUGCCCAGCUACACUUGGAAAAGAAGCUGGAUAUGAGAAGUUAAUUGAAAUAUUUGGAUCCAGUUCUCCGGAUCCCUCUCCACGUUCUUCAGGCAAGAAGGCUUUUUGUGAGUUUCCAGAUCACCAGAAAUGGCAUGGCAGUUUGAAUGGGACUAGCAUUAAGAACUUUAUGCAUUGGUUUGACACAGAGAGCCUGCAUCCACUUAAGGAUUUAGAUAAGUUGCAACUACUAAAGUCAAAUCGGGAUAUCGGUAUUCAGUUUAAUGGAGAUGAGGUCUCAAAAGCUAGAGAGAAUGUGGACUUUCAAUUCUCAGAUGAAACAGAUGAAGGGGCCAGGAAAAAGAAGUUAAAACUUGAACCAAUUGACUACUACAAUGAGCCAUUAUUCGAAAAAAAAUGCGGAAGCAUCCCGCAUAAAAUUACUAGGAUGGGUUUCGGAGUUGAGGAGUUCAAGCCUGGUAAUCCUUUUUGCUGGAUUGUUAUGAGACAAUCCUAUGUAAGAAGAGGGUUCCAUCUGCAUAUACCAUCCAAAUUUGCUGAGAAGUAUCUGAAAGGGGUCUCAGGCGACAUCACACUUCAGACUUCUAGCGGAAAGCAAUGGCGUGUUCGAUGCAUUCGUGAAGGUCCUGGCACCAAACUAAGCAGGGGAUGGGCUGACUUUGUGAUGGAGAAUGAUUUGAAAGAAGAAGAUGUUUGUGUCUUUGAACUGAUUGAUAUAAAAGAUAUUGUGCUGAAAGUUACAAUAUUCCGCGUCCAUGGAGAUCCAACAAAAACUUGAAUCCAAGGAACCAGUGGAGAUCCAACUGGAAUUUCCAGUGCAUAUCUAGUGCAAAUAUGUUGGAAUUUUUAUUAAAAAACAGAUCACAUCGAGUUCUUGAUUACACAACAUCCUGUUGUUGCAGAUUAUCCUUGUAAUGUCCAGUUUUUCGUCUUUGGUCUUACAGCUUUUUUUAUUUAAAGCAUGAUGAAGUUGUAGAGUGGUUCAACUUUGGAACUCCAGUCUGUAAAUUCUUCCCCUUAAUGGAAAAAGUUUAAACCAAAGUUGGUUUUCUCUGUA